This is a messenger RNA of Maylandia zebra (zebra mbuna), 765 nucleotides long. Lineage: Eukaryota; Metazoa; Chordata; Actinopteri; Cichliformes; Cichlidae. The record is from RefSeq and is a predicted model, not a curated record.
UUCCUGCAGCCAUGGAGGAGGAGGUGGAGGCGGUGAGCAUGGAGUACCUGCUGGAGCAGGUGACGCAGAAGGACCUGGGGAAGAGGCUCCAGGUGGGCCAGGAGGUCAUGGAGCUGAUCCUGGAUGAGGAGAGGUCCCGGAGCUGGAGCAGGACCAGAGCAUGCUGGACAGGAUGGUGGACUGCGUGGCCAGCUCCUGGGUCAAUUCCAGCAACUUCAGGUGAGCAGAGCAGCAGCAGCUGGAGGGUGGUUUUACUGGGGAUGGAUAUCCUGUCGGCUCUGGUGAGCCGGCUGCAGGAGAGAUUCAGGACACAGGUUGGAACUGUCCUGCCCAGUCUUAUCGAUCGACUGGGAGACGCCAAGGAUCAAGUCCGAGAGCAGGACCAGGCACUUCUGCUGAAGAUCAUGGACCAGGCUGCAAACCCACAGUAUGUGUGGGAGCGAAUGAUGGGAGGAUUCAAGCACAAGAACAACAGGACCAGAGAGGGACUCUGCCUGUGUCUCAUCUCAACUUUAAACGUGUUUGGCUCUCAGAGUCUGACGCUCAGUAAAAUCGUUCCUCACAUCUGCAGCCUCCUCGGAGACCCCACCAGCCAGGUGCGUGAUGGCGCCAUGAACUGCCUGGUGGAGAUCUACCGGCACGUCGGAGAGCGAGUGCGGAUCGACCUGGGAAAGAAGGGCCUGCCUCAGUCACGGCUGAACGUCAUCUUCAGUAAGUUCGAUGAAGUCCAGAGGUCGGGGAACAUGGUCCUGUCACCUUUGUCGG